AUGAUAAAACAUAAUAUAUACAAAGAUAGUUGUGAUUUUUAGAAAUCUAAUUUAUAAAGUCAUGUUAGUCUAGAAUUACAAUUAAAUGGCAAAAGUUUUACUGAAAAAGAUUUAAUGCUUUUAAGUUCUGCUUUAGAAAAAUGCACUAAUCUUACUAAUCUGUUUUUAAAUUUAGGUCAAAAUAAUUUAGGAAAUGAAGGAGCUGCACAAAUUGGAACAAUUCUUGAAAAAUGUUUAAAUUUAGAAACUUUAUUCCUUAACUUGGACUUAAAUGAAAUUAGCAAAAAAGGGAUUCAAUCAUUGAGUUUUUCUUUAACUAAGUUUAUUCAUCUUAGAGUGCUAACUCUUAAUUUAGAUAGCAAUUAUAUCAAAUAAGAUGGUGCUAUUAUUUUAGGUUAAAACUUAGGAAAAUGUUAAAAAUUAGAAAUACUAAUCUUAUGGUCUAGCAAAAAUGAAUUACAUUCAGGUGGAGCAUCAGGUUUGCUUUCUGGUUUAUCUGAAUCUAAAACAUUAAAAAAUUUAACUUUUUGGUUUAACUAAAAUAUGAUUAACGAAUAAGGGGCCAAUUAAAUGGGAUCUUAUUUAGCAAAAUUAAAAACUCUAGAAACCUUGAAAUUGGACUUAGAAUAAAACUAAAUAAAAAAUGGUGGCAUUGUAUAAUUUACUACUAAGCUUGCUGAAAACUAAAAUUUAUAAGCCUUGACUUUAUAUUUAAGAGAAAACACUAUUGAUGGGUAUGGUUUAAUAAGUAUUAUAUAUAUCUUGACAUAAAUGCAAAGUUUAUCCUCUUUAACAAUACAUCUUAACCAAAGUUAAAUUGGAAAUGAAGGAGCAUACUAUUUAGUAUCAUUUUUAAAAAAUUUUCUUAACCUAAAAAGUUUGUAUCUUUUUUUAAGAGACUGUUUAAUUGAUGAUAUUUCUAAAUUUACCUCCGUUUUAAGUGAGUUGAAAAACCUCGAAAUUCUUGAACUAGAUUUACAUGAUAACUAAAUUGGUAGUUAAGGAGCUCUUAACCUAGGUGUUGCUUUAUCGAACUCCUAAAAACUUAAAGUAUUAAAUCUAAAUUUACAGUAAUAGCCUAUACUUUUAAUCUUAAAUUAAACAAAUAAUAACAAAAUUAAAACAAAACAAUAAAAUCAGAUAUUUUGA
This is a messenger RNA of Tetrahymena thermophila SB210, 1149 nucleotides long. RefSeq names its product kinase domain protein. Gene Ontology annotation, molecular function: small GTPase binding; GTPase activator activity. The record is from RefSeq and is a predicted model, not a curated record. Lineage: Eukaryota; Ciliophora; Oligohymenophorea; Hymenostomatida; Tetrahymenidae. The transcript is spliced from 13 exons. Gene Ontology annotation, biological process: nucleocytoplasmic transport; activation of GTPase activity. Gene Ontology annotation, cellular component: nucleus; cytosol; perinuclear region of cytoplasm.